This is a messenger RNA of Drosophila willistoni, 7282 nucleotides long. RefSeq names its product insulin-like receptor. The transcript has 11 exons. Lineage: Eukaryota; Metazoa; Arthropoda; Insecta; Diptera; Drosophilidae. The coding region runs from base 281 to 6949 and encodes 2222 amino acids. The record is from RefSeq and is a predicted model, not a curated record. Gene Ontology annotation, biological process: cell surface receptor protein tyrosine kinase signaling pathway; positive regulation of MAPK cascade; multicellular organism development. Gene Ontology annotation, molecular function: insulin receptor substrate binding; ATP binding; insulin receptor activity. Gene Ontology annotation, cellular component: insulin receptor complex; axon; membrane.
GUGUGUGUGCGAGUUGUUUUUCUUUUUAUUAUAAUUGUUCAUUCUGGAUUGUAAUGCAAUUGCAGUGUUGUCGUCAGAGACGUGACGACACACUGCUGCAAUGAUUACCUAGUGUGGGCCAAAGACGCCUACACCAAAACGCCCAAACACCCAGAACACCCACACACACAUCUCCUUUCCUAAAUACUACCUAUCUAGAGUGUGACUGCGACUACGAUUAUCCCUCACAAUAAUAUAAUAAACUAAAGUAAUAUAUUGCUAAAAGUGCAAACACCAGAAUAUGUUCAAAAUGCAACUAGAAAAUACGUCAAUGUCGUUGGCGUGGGAGUGGUUGUUGGGUAGCAGCAGCAACCUACAGCAGCAACAGCAACAGAAACAACGCCAACAACAGAAAAAUGAAACAACAACAGGAGCAACAGCCAACAAACAAUUCGAAUUGAAAUUUUCAAGAAGGACAACAACAACAGCAGCAGCAGCUACAACAACAAAAACAAUUACUGAUAAGGUAUUAGCUAUAACAGCAAAAACAACUGAGAAAAAAUCAACUGCAACAACGUUAAGAACAACAGCAACAACAACACCGCCAACACAUUGUCAAAUUUGUGUUUUAUGCCGUCAAAAGAUUGCUACUGAUGAUCAAUGUUGCUGUUGUACUUCCUCUACAUCCUCCUCCUCCUCUUUCUCCUCCUGCUCCUCGUCUUCUUCAUCUUCAACAAGUACAAAUGACAAUAACCAAAAAGUUAAUGCAAUUUCCGGUAAACAGAAAAUUAAAAACCCCAACAAUAAUAAUAAUAAUAAUAACCAACAACGUCAUCCACAACAACAACAACAACAAGUUUUACAUAUAAACGAUGCCUGUAUGAGUUAUUGGUGGAAAUCAAAUCGAAUGCUAGAACUGCCGCAGCAAUUCGAAGAGAUAUGUGCAAUAACUAAGACAAGAGCAUUCUAUAGACUGAAUAUUUGGAAAACUAAACAACCUUACAACAAACAUAAUCAGCAGCAACAACAACAACUAGUGAGUAAUUGUGCCACAUCACAACAGCAACAACAGCAGCAACGGCAGCGACACCAGCAACAACAACAUUGUUAUCAGCAUUAUAACCAGCAGCAACAUUUGCGACAGCAGUUGUCACAUCAUCAUCAACAUCAGCAGCAGCAGCAGCAACAUCAGCAUCGGCAUCAUCAUCGUCAUAAUUGGAAAUCAAAUCUGGCAUUAAUGAUUAUCAUGUCCCUGCUGGCGAUGCAUGCAACGGCAGCAAUUCAAUUGCCGCCAUCUCAUCAACAAUUGUCAUCGUCGCAUCAUCAAUAUGACUCAAAUGAUUUAGGCGAUAGUCUGGCGAUUUUCACAAGUUCACCACGAAUACGAAGAGAUAGUGGCAAUGCCAGUGGCAAUUCCAUUGGCAAAAGCGGCGAUAGUGGAAAUACACAAGUUCGAUUGUCACGGAAUGAAACAAUGUGUAAAUCAAUGGAUAUACGUAAUUAUGCAACGAACUUUAAUCAAUUAACAAAUUGUACAAUUAUCGAGGGAUUCCUAUUGAUUACCCUAAUCAAUGAUGCACACUUGCUGAAUACCACAUAUCCUCUAUUGACCGAGGUCACCGAAUAUAUAAUCGUUUAUCGUGUAAACAAUUUGCUAUCGUUAUCACAAAUCUUUCCCAAUUUGAGUGUUAUACGCGGCAAUUCUCUAUUCGAUGGCUAUGCUCUGGUUGUCUAUCAGAAUCGUGAUCUACAGGAUAUUGGUCUGUCCAAAUUGAGAGCCAUUGCCAAUGGAGCUGUGCGUUUUGAGAAGAAUUUAUCACUGUGUUUCUUGACCACAGUCGAUUGGUCGCAAAUCAUUUCAAAGAAUUCAUCGGAAAUGGUUAGCAUAGAGAAUCGUAAUCCAACUCUCUGUCCAAAAUGUCCCGGUGAGAUAAGAUUAAGCGAUGAUGGGGCUAACAGUGGCUCCACCGAGGCUGAUCCCUUGUCCUGUAAAAAGCAUACGGAUGGCAAACGUUACUGCUGGGGCAGUCGAUCAUGUCAAUCAUUUUGCCCCAAGGAAUGUCCUGAUAACUGCUAUGAUGAGCACACCUGCUGCAAUAAGGCGUGUCUGGGAGGUUGUGUAAGAGACAAGAAUGGCAGUUUGGGUUGCAUCAGUUGUCGCUAUGUUUCCAUACAUAAUAAUACUUGCCUGAAUGAAUGUCCUAAGGAUUAUUUCUUGUAUGGCAGACGUUGCAUUACGGCCGAGAUGUGUCGCAGCAUUGGCACCAAAUACGAGAGCACCAAAGAGUUGAAACUAAUGCAUUUCGAUGGUCAAUGCACUACACGUUGUCCCAAGGGCUUUCAGAUUGAGGAGACAACCAACACGUGUGUGCCCUGCAAUGGAACAUGUGAGAAACGCUGCGAAGGCGGCCAAAUCGAGAGCGGUGGCAGGGCCAGAGAGUUUUAUGGUUGCACCAAAAUUGGUAUCACUAAUGGUCUUGUCAUUAGCAUCAAGCGUGGUGGACCCCACAUAAUGGAGGAUUUGGAAUAUGGUUUAGCCAAGGUCCAUACAAUUGAGACUUAUUUGAAGGUGCAUCUAACCUAUGGCUUGUCUACAUUGGCAUUUUUCAAAUCCUUGCGCCAAAUACGUGGCAAUGUUACAUUUGAGCAUCGUUAUGCUUUGUAUGUCCUUGAGAAUAAUGAAUUGGAAGAGAUUUGGGCACCCAAUCAGACAGUGGAGAUAGCAAAUGGCAGCGUCUUCUUUCACUUUAAUCCAAAAUUGUGUAUGAAAACUAUAAAAACAUUGCUGCCCAUGUUGCCAUCGAAACCCACAUCAUUUGAAAAAACAGAAGUUGCUGGCGAUUCAAAUGGCAACAAAGGUUCAUGUAAUACAACCGUUUUAAAUGUAAAAAUAAAAUCACAAACAGAUUCAAUGGCUCUAAUAUUUGUUAAUCAAUCAUUAAAAUUUGAUGAUUUGAGAACAUUUAUUGGUUAUCAAUCAUUUUAUACCAAGGAUCCGUAUGGCAAUGCCACAAAGAAUUCCUAUCACCCGUGCGAUGAGAGUUGGACAGCAAGUGAACCCGUUAAGGAAGAUAAUUUGAUGAUAACGGAUCUGGAACCAUAUACACAAUAUGCUUACUAUGUAAAAACCUGGACAAUAUCCUCCGAAUCGCAAAAUGGUUUGAGUCCUAUACAACAUUUUACAACGCUCCCAGCCCAGCCGACUUUGGUGCAGAAGAUCAAAGCCCGUGCGAACUCAAGUUCGGAAAUUGAAGUGCAAUGGGAGCCGCCUAGAUCAGUUCGUGGCAAGCUUAAACUGUAUUUGGUUAAAGCUGUACUCACACACAGAGACGCCAAACUGGAGUCACAUCAGCAGCGUAACUACUGUUGGGAUCCAUUACCCAACAAUAAUGAGGAUAAUAUUAUUGUUGAGAAAGCAAAAGUUACGGAUAAACAACCAACUGAUGCUGCUGAUUGUCAAUGUAAUGCAAAUUCUGGUGGUCCCUCUGUGGGAGUUGGUGGAAAGGGUGCAAAUUUUGAGCAGAAUCGUCGCGAGGAGAUUGAAUUUGAGAAUGCUUUGCAAAAUUUCCUCUAUGUACGACGCCAGGGAGAUCAAAAUAGAACCAAUCCAGCUGUAGCACCGCCACCAAAGCCAAAGGAUAAUAGCAUCAAAGAUGAUGGGCUAUUGGAUAAUGCUGUACACAAACGUCGUCGACGACGACGAGAACUUGACUUUGACGAUGAUGGUGAUGACGAUGGUGAUUUAGGCAUGGGAAGUGUCCUUUCGCGUCAUGUACGCUCAACAGAGACACAGGAUGAUCUACGCAAUCUUUAUGCCAUGGACAAUAUGGGUGCCACAGAGAAUGCCGAAAAGAUUAGACCCGAGACUUGGUUAAAGGAGACACGUAAAUCGGCCGAUGGCACAUACUAUGAGAUAUUGACACAACAAGUUGGGGCCAAUCAGACGCACUUCGUUUUUACCAAUCUGCGACACUUUUCCCUAUACACUAUCUCUGUGGUAGCGUGUCGGGAGGAAGUUGCUGGUUCCUUUAAACCCUCCUGUGGCAAUGCAAGCCCCAUUGACAAGCUAACCAGGAAAUUGGAGAAUGCCGAUUUAGUAGCGAAUGUUACUGCCGAUCUGGAGAGUGCCAAUGCCACAAGGCCUGGUGUUCGUUUGCGUUGGUUGGCACCCUUAAAUCCAAAUGGAGCUAUUGUCUCGUAUACAAUUGGCUAUAAACUACAAAUGCCUGAUCAGCAGGAGCUUAUGAAAUGUGUCACAGCGCAGGACUAUUUAAAUCUAACCGAUGGCUAUGUUGUUAAACAUUUGAGUGAGGGUAACUAUAGCUUCCAUGUACGUGCCAAUUCUAUGGCUGGCGAUGGCAUCUUUAGUGAACUUGUCUAUGUUGUUGUGCCGCCGCCUCCUACGUAUAUGAUCUAUUAUAUCUUUGUUGGUAUUGGCAUAAUCAUGUCUUUAUCGGGCAUACUCAUUUUUGUGUUGUAUAAGAAGAAGAAAAUGACACCGCGGGACUUGUACAUCAAUACCGAAGUGAAUCCGUUUUAUGCUAGCCAUCAGUAUAUACCCGAUGAUUGGGAAGUGGCCAGGGAUUGCAUUCUACAGCUGGGACCAUUGGGUCAGGGAUCAUUUGGCAUGGUCUACGAGGGCAUAUUAAAGGGUCACAUGGGUGUGGAUACACCAUGUGCCAUUAAGACGGUAAACGAGAAUGCCACCGAUCGUGAGCGUGUGAAUUUCCUAAGCGAAGCGAGUGUUAUGAAGGAGUUUGAUACCUUCCAUGUGGUCCAUUUGCUUGGCGUUUGCUCACACGGUCAGCCAGCUUUGGUAGUCAUGGAGCUGAUGAAGAAGGGAGAUCUCAAGUCAUAUUUGCGUGCCCAUCGCCCCGAGGAGCGAAAUGAGGAGAUGCUGGCCUAUUUGCAACGUAUUGGUGUAACAGGAAAUGCAUCGCCUCCGACAUAUGGUCGCUUCUAUCAGAUGGCCAUCGAGAUAGCCGAUGGCAUGGCCUAUUUAUCGGCGAAAAAGUUUGUCCAUCGUGAUUUGGCUGCCCGCAAUUGCAUGGUCAGUGACGAUUUGACGGUGAAAAUUGGGGACUUUGGCAUGACGCGUGAUAUCUAUGAGACGGAUUACUAUCGCAAAGGUACCAAAGGAUUGCUACCAGUGCGCUGGAUGCCACCGGAGAGCUUACGCGACGGUGUCUAUGCCAGUUCCAGUGAUGUGUUCAGUUUUGGCGUAGUCCUCUGGGAAAUGGCAACUCUCGCCUCGCAACCCUAUCAGGGACUCUCCAACGAGCAAGUGCUGCGCUAUGUCAUCGACGGUGGCAUCAUGGAGCGGCCCGAAAACUGUCCAGAUGUAUUGCAUAAGCUGAUGCAUCGCUGUUGGCACCAUCGACCAUCGGCCCGACCGAGUUUCCUUGACAUUAUCGCCUAUCUAGAGCCGCAUUCGUCGAAUGCUCACUUCAAGGAGGUGUCAUUCUAUCAUUCGGAGGCUGGUUUGCAAUACAGGGAGAAGGAUCGCAAAGAGAAGAGUCAAAUGGAUGCGGCCUUUGUCGCUGAACCAUUGGAUCAGGAUCAUGAAGAUGCCACAACACCGCUGCGGGUAGGUGAUUAUCAAAGCGGCUACAAAUCGAAUAUGGAUCAGAAUGCUUCGCUGGAACAGCCGGCCGAAAGUCCAAUUAACAUAGUUGAAGAACAAACGGCUCACUCGCCAUUUAGUUUGCAAUCGGGAUUCGUCGUCAGCAGCACACCAGAUGCACCCACAGCUGGAGGAAUAUCGCACGAUGACACAUCUGGUUAUGUUCAACCAGAUGCAGAUGCUUUGGCCUCCACUGGAGCUGACCGGGGCUAUGAGAUAUAUGAUCCCAGUCCCAAUUUCGCCGAAUUGCCAACGAGUAGAAGUGGCAGCACCGGAGCUGGCGGAGGCGAUGGUAAAUUGAGUGGUGAACAGCAUUUGCUACCACGUAAAAGUCGUAGGACACCAAUCAUUAUGAGUAGUUCCAUGCCGGAUGACGUUGUCAGUGGCGGUGCCGGAUCAUUGCAGCCUUCCACCGCAUCGGCGGGCAGCUCAAAUGCUAGCUCUCAUACAGGCGGCGGCUCACGUGGAACGAGCAGCCUUAAAAAGAUAAUGAAUCGUUCGAUUCUAUUCAAUCGGCCGUUCUUCAACCAUAAACGUACGGGCAGUAAUGCCAGUCAUAAGAGUAAUUCCUCCAUUACCCCCAGUACCUGCAGUAAUGCGAAUCUAACUCCACAUCCGAUAGCCACCAGCAAUCUGGGCACCAUUGAAAGCGGUGGCAGUGGUUCGGCUGGCAGCUAUGCGGGAACACCGCGUUUCUAUACGCCAGCGGCCACACCGAGUAUUGGCGGUGGGGGCAUCAGUGAUAAUCCCAAUUACAAGCUACUCGACGAAUCAAUCAUCAGUGGCGGCACCGCGAGGUCAUGGAAUCAAAACCGUGGACCAGGAACAAUGGCGGCAGGACUUUCAGACUCGGAACAGGCCACAAUGUUGACCAUAAGCAGUUUGAAUCCAAAUUAUGAGCUAAUGCAGCCACCAUCCCCGACACCCAGUCUCAGGGCUUAUCCCAAUUAUGUGCAAAUGAAUGAGCCAGCUCCGGUAAUCCUAAGCUCAAUGAAUCCGAACUAUGAGCAAAUGCAAGCACCACACGCUCAUCUUAGCAGUUCCGAUGAGGAGGAUUUAAAUGAGAACGAUGACGAUUGUCACGAGGACAUCAAAAUGGAGAGAAUGCCAUUGAGUAGACAAAAGCCAAGAUCACAAUAUAAAUCCUCAUCCCAGACCCCGCGAAGUCGAAGUGUUAGCCAGAAUCGCAAAAAAAACGAUCAGCACACGACGCCACAGCAAACGGCAAGCAGUGCCAUGGCUGCUGCCGGCAAUGUCUCCAAUAUACUCAAGGAGAAUUGGUUAAGACAGGCCGCGUCUACGAAUAGGCCACCGCCGCCAAAUGGUUUCAUAGGACGCGAAGCGUAAAACCAAAACCAACCAAAAUGAGGGGAAUUUCUCUAAUGUAAAUAUUCUCUUACCAAUUAUGGGCAAGAGAGCGAUAGCAAUUAAGUGAAUUCUAUGCAUAAACGGGCCGACACAGCCAGAGAGAGAUAGAGAGAGAGAGCAAAAGCAAGCGAGAGGAGAUCAAGAAAGAGAGACAUUAAAGUUUUCGUACACUCACUAAUUAACUAAAUGACUGGCUGAUCCCUCACCCCUGCCCUUUCACCACUCUCUCUGUUAGUUUAUGAUGUGUAUAACUUUAGCCUUUAAGCCAAUAAGUAAAAUCCAGCAAACUUUUGCCGCUAGCCAAAAGCCUAA